AUGGCCACUUUGAAACGAAAAGCUCCUGAAUUUAUUGAUGCACCAGAUGCUACGCCUACGGGAAGACCAGUCAAGAAGCUGCGUCUCACCCAGAGCCAAAAGCAAGCGCUGAUUGACAACCUCCAGCUUGAAAUCACCGAGCGUGCUCGUAAGCUUCGUGCUCAAUAUGCCCUGCAAGCAAAUGACCUUCGCUCCCGCCUUGAACGACGCGUCAACCGUAUUCCCAUCUCUCUUCGCAAGGCCAACAUGGGCGAGCUCCUCGAGAAACACUCGGCCCCGGCCCAGGCGACCUCACCCAUUCGUAGAAUCUCUCCAGCAAAGACCUCGCGCGCACCCAUCUCCAUUGACCAAGCACUCUCGCCAUCCAGCACGCGUGACGGGCGGACCCGACGCAAUAGCAAUGAGGGACACUACUCUGACAAAGAGAACGCGCCGGCUGCUGGUACACCCGAAGGACUGAAGAACCCCAAACGCCGUGGCAAGGCUCCCGCCGUGGGCGGUGCAUCACGCGUCGUAUCGCAAGAGGUGCGAGGUCACGACAACCGAAUCCUGUCCCCCAAGUCCCUCAACUCUCGAACAUACCCACAAUCCCCAUUCCGUGCCUCCCCCGAAAAAGGACAGCCCUCAUACAUGUCCCGACCAACCUCGCCACUAAAGCCUUCCAGCCCUCUACGGGCCGCUGGACCUGGUACACGUCCACGUGGUGCUACCACGUCCACCGUCCGGGACCUCGCACAGUCCACACAAGCCAAGAAAACAACAGCCCGCUCUGCGACGGGUCCCCGGGCAGUCAAGUCUCCUCUCCCGCGGCCAGCCACCCGCCAGGGUGAACGCAAGAAUAGUUUCUCGUCUACCACAUCUUCAGGCACAACCGUCACGAAACCCACUCGUACUGGAACUGGUGCCAGGAAGGCAACAGCCGGGGCUUCCACAACUACAAAGAAACCCGCUGUUCCUAGAGCAAAUGCUGCAUCUCUGGCUGUCAAGAAGACCGCCACUUCUGCUACUGCGUCCACCGUGCGGAAGACUACCGCUCCAGCAUCCACGAUGGACGCCUCGUCUCGCGGGAUGAGAGCACUUCGCAAGCGUGUAUAG
Messenger RNA from Penicillium daleae, 1095 nucleotides. RefSeq lists its product as uncharacterized. The record is from RefSeq and is a predicted model, not a curated record. NCBI's taxonomy places the organism in Eukaryota, Fungi, Ascomycota, Eurotiomycetes, Eurotiales, Aspergillaceae. Gene Ontology annotation, cellular component: spindle midzone; chromosome, centromeric region; chromosome passenger complex. Bases 1 to 1095 code for a protein of 364 amino acids. The transcript is spliced from 3 exons. Gene Ontology annotation, biological process: mitotic sister chromatid segregation.